GCGCUCUCCUUCCUCCACGCGCAUGCGCCAGACGCGCGGUUUCCCUGGCAGCGGGGGUUGUUUUCGGCUAAACCACCUGCGCGGCGCUGCGGAGGGGGGAAGCGUUGCGUAAGGGAGAGCCCACUGGCGGGGGAGACGGUGAGGUGCCACCGAGGCGGACGGGCCCGAUCUUCGAGUCCAUGGACUAGUUGUGUUAAUUGAAGUUGUUAAUUACUUUGGAAAAAAAAACAAAAAAAAAAAAGAUGACUCCUGAGGAAGAAGCAGCUGUUCUGUUGAGCCUCCUUUAACUGAGGACUGAAAAUGCCAACAGUUGAAAGUGAGGCAAAAGCAAAAACCAAAGUUCGCUUUGAGGAAAUCUUCAGACAUCAUGCUGGCCUGGCGGACAAAAAGAAUUCAAGGAAAAAGAAGUCCCACUCUCAGGAGAAUAUUGUGCUUGACACUUUUAGAAGUAACAUCGAUCUAACAAAGGAAAGUGGGCAUGAUGAAGCAAUUAUAAACAACACGUACAAUCCUGAAGAAGAGAGUCCCCGAUUUACGAAAAAUAAACUCAGAGAGAAAGCAUCAAUCGCAGAGAAAAUAAAUAACGAUGUUGUUAGUGGAGAGGCGAGCAAGCAAACAAAGUCUAACAAGAAGAAAAAGAAAUCAUUGUUACAAGAACAAUUUAAUGAGGAGGAAAAUUUAUGUGAGGCUGAAUUGGAGAGUUUUGGAAAAAAGCUUAAUGAUUUUCCAAAGAAAAAGACAAAAAGUAGAUCACAAACAGACAUACCUCAUCAAGGAGAUGAUGGAAAGGCAAAAAAUUCCUUCACUGAAGUGAGAAAUGCAAUUGAAUUAGAAGAGGAAGAAGAGCUAAUUCAAGCCUAUCAGUUGCAUGUGGCUGAGAAUGAGAUAAAUGCAAUUAAAAAGAAAAUAAGGAUGAAACUUAAAGAACAGGUGUCUGAAUUUACCUCUGCUGUUCAAAGCAAUGAAGUUGCAUUGAGUGAUGAAGUGGGCAAAAAGAAGAAAAAGAAGAAAGAAGUAGCAGUUGUAUGCAAAGCUGAAACAAGUGCAAUGUCCCUUUCUGAGCUGCAGCAUCAUCCAGCAGAAGGUAAUAAUGAAAAUCAUUUAUUGGAAAGAGAAUUUGUAUCAGAAGAACAGAACCUGGAGGAAAGCAUGGAAAAACAGAAACCUAAAGCAAAGAAGGUUAAAAAGAAAACCAAAAAAGAAGAUAACACAGGCGUUUCUGCAGAAAAUGAUGAAGAAAUGAGGACUUCAGAAAUUUCAACUCAGUCUAAAUUUGGUUCUGAUGAUGAUCUUGUGUUGGGAGUUUAUAUCCAUCGAUCUGAUCGACUUAAGACUGAUCUUGUAUCUCAUCCUGUAGUUAAAAUCCAUAUCGUUGAUCAGAAAAGUGGCUUAUAUGUCAAAAAGGAACAUAGGGAGAGGAAAGUUGUGUCUUCCAACGAGGAAGAGCAAAUCGACUACAUUCUUCCUAUUAUGACACAGCCGUAUGACUUUAGACAGUUUAGGUCAACAGUCCCAGAUUGGGAGGAACAAAUCAUAUUUAAUGAGCGCUUUAAUUAUUUUAUUCAAAACACUGAGGAAAGCCCUCAAGUAAUUCUGUUUUUUGAGAUCCUUGAUUUUCUAAGUAUGGAUGAAGCGAGAGUCAACUCUGAUGCACAAAUUCAGGACUGUGGUUUCCGAAAAAUCUGCUGGGCAUUUCUAAAGCUUGUUGGUGCAAAUGGGGUUCUAAACGUUGAUGGAAGACUCCGUCUGCAAUUGUAUUACCCACCUUCAAAGACCAGGUCACAUUCAGACAUUGUUGAAGUUUAUGACUGGUGGGCAAAAUGUCCUAGAAGUCGUUACCCAUCAACUUUAUAUGUUACUGUAAGAGGCAUAAAACUGCCAGAUCAUGUUGCCCCUUCUUUCCAUUCUAUGGUGGCUGUUCAACAGGAACAAAGUAGUGCAACACUGUGUGAGCUCCGUGGGGAGGGAUCUAAAAGGUCAUGUGAAGUCAGUUCUCUAGAGGAGAAAAAAGAGCAGCUAAAGUGGUCAAGGCUUCCUGGACAGGCUUGUCGCAUUCCAAACAAACAUCUGUUUUCACUGCGAGGUGGAGAUAUGGGCUGUUUCUGUAUUCGUUUCUCUCAUGAUGGAAGAACCCUGGCAGCAGCAUGUGCAGGAAAGAAUGGCUAUCCCAUUGCUUUGUAUGAAAUUCCUUCUGGACAGUUCCUGAGAGAAUUCUAUGGUCACCUUAACAUAGUGUAUGAUCUUUGUUGGUCAAAGGACAGUCAACACCUUCUUACUGCAUCCUCUGAUGGUACUGUCAGAAUGUGGAAGAUUGAAACACAAGUUGCAUCUGCAGUGAAGGUUUUCCCUCAUCCUUCAUUUGUUUACACUGCUAAGUACCACCCAGUUUCUGACUCUUUGGUGGUGACAGGAUGUUAUGAUGCUGUAAUUAGAAUAUGGAAUGCCAGUGUGAAAGAAAUCCAUGGGCAACUGCUACAAGAGCUUGAUGGUCACAAAAGUUUCAUCAACACACUUUGUUUUGAUACUGAAGGGCUCCACAUGUUCUCAGGAGAUAGUUCAGGACUGAUAAUAGUUUGGGAUACGUCUGUGAAAGGAAGUUCUCAAUGCCUGUUUCAACACUGGAGAAUUAAUAAAGAAAUAAAAGAAAAUGAUCUUAAAGGAACUCCAAUAAAUCAUUUGGAGGUGCAUCCAAAUGGAAGACGUUUAUUAAUCCAUGCCAAAGACAGUACCCUGAGAAUUACUGAUCUCAGAAUCUUGGCUACAAAGAAGUAUAUAGGUGCUACAAAUUACAGAGAGAAGAUUCACAGCACUUUAACACCAUGUGGUACAUUUCUUUUUUCUGGAAGCGAAGAUGGAAAAGCUUAUGUGUGGAAUCCAGAGACAGGAGAUCAGGUGGCAAUAUAUUCUGAACUUUCCUUUACAUCUCCACUUCGUGACGUUGCCUUUCAUCCACAUGAACAUAUGGUGUCAUUUUGUGCCUUUGGUCAAAACCAACCAAUACUUGUAUAUAUUUAUGAUUAUAAAGUUGCACAACAAGAAGCUGAACUUGUAAAGGAUCUCAGCUCAUCGCUUAGCACAGCUUCUCCAAGAGGCCUGCAAAUUAGUAGCAGUUUUUCUGAAAUACCUAUGCAAAAAAGUUCAGUGAUGUCUCCAGCAGAUCAGUUUGCCAGUGUUGCAAGAACAUCAAUGCGAAUGCAAAAGCUGAAACAAAAACUUGAUUCUGUAAUGACAAGCUCAAAUCUCUUGCUUCCUGCUACAUCAUCACUGUCACCGCACUCCAAACUAAGACUGCCAAACACUUUGAGCGCUCCAUUGAAUCCUCUGUAUUCUUUCUCAGGUAAAAGCGGGUGUUUCAGCCCAGUAGGAAACCCUCUUAGCGGAACACUAUUGGGCAGAAUACAGAUGAGUGAUGACCGUCUAACUGCACUGGGGGAAAGAGGAGGAAGCAGUUGUCUGCUCAACCAAGAAACAGUAGUGGCUCUUUAUGACUACACAGCGCAUCGAUCAGAUGAGCUAACCAUCCAUCGCAGUGACAUUAUCCAAGUGUUAUACAAAGAUAAUGAUAACUGGUGGUUUGGCAGCCUAGCGAAUGGACAGCAAGGCUAUUUUCCAGCUAAUUAUGUGGCUGGUGAAAAAGAGUACGCAGAACAGCCUUCAGGACUAGUAUCAGACUGUGCUCCUCUUCUGCCCAAAGGACCUGAAGAAAUAGAGGAAAGUUCCCCAACACCCCAUAAGAUGUCACCAGUCAUCAGUAAGUCAGGAGACCUGAAGUGCAUCUCAGAGCAUGACACAGAUAGAGACUCACCUGCAACACAAAGCGUAAAGAAAAAGAAGAAAAGGAUACAGAAGAACGAGAUAGAAAAUCAGCCCUACUUAAUGGGUCUCGAUUCUCCUGUAUCAUCAGCUAAUGGUGUUGAAAAUGAACCUACAGCCCAUGGGGUGGAAUUGAAGAGGAAGAAAAGGGCGGUGAGAGGCUCAAACUUAAUCACAAGUGGAAAGACAAAUACUGCUUUUGAGCCUGAAUGCUAUGAUGUGUAGUCAUCAUUUAAUUCCAGAUACUGGUGUGACGUGCAGUAUACUCUUACAUUUGAAUGCUGCAACUGCAGCUUCACUUCUAGGAUUGACAAGAAAUCAACAACAACAAAGAAAUUAAUCAAAUGCACAAAAUGGUGCUGGUUGUGAGUUCCCAGUGGUGUAAGCCUGUUCAGAACAAUUUUGCUCAGGGUUCCUUGAAAUUAACAGAACUUGAAUGCUCAGCUCCUCACUGUACUGGUAAAAUCUGAAAUGGACUUUCAUAUUUCAUGAGAACUCCACUGGCAAAUGUAGUGUUAACCAUGUGAUUGUAUUCUAAGUCAGGCUGACCAGACAUUUCUGUGGACUGCAGAUCAGUCUACUGCAAGCAGAGAAUAGAGUCCUAAGUGUGAUCUAGAACAGAACAAGCCUGACCGCAACUGAAGUUCUUGAAUAAGCAUUUUAUGGUUUUGUUGUAAAAUUGAGCAGGUUUCAGAAUGGUGAAAUUUCAAAGGAAUGCUGAUGUGACAUUGUACCUGAAAAAAGAAGCUUUUAAGAAUUGUGUUCUCCUGAGGGGAAAUAUUCACUGGGACCACAUUUUGCAGCACUUAAGCGAAUGGUUUAGUAUCUAACUAUGCAACUGCUCUGACUUCAUGGAACUACCCAUGCUUACCAAUACAAGUAAGUGUUGCAGAUUCUAGGCACUUAUAUUUUCAAAUGAGGUUUUGUGCACAUAGUAAAAGGUGCAUUGCAGUUUUGUCAGAGUUCCUGGCUGCUUUGGCAGAAGUCUUGCCAAAUAUACAUUCUUCUGUCUGAAUGAAAUAUUUUAUUUGAAAUUGUGUUGUUUGCUUUACUUUUUCAGUUGUAUGUCAUUAAUCAUUUUUUGGGUUUUUUUUUUCUUGAGUAUUAUGUUGUACACUUUCACAAAUAAUUUCACUAAUUAUCUGCAAUUCUAAAUAAUUUAUGUUUUAUAUUAAAUGAAACACUUUCUAUCAGUUAGUGUUGAUAUUUUUUUCUGGCUGAUGAUGUCCAUUUUAUUUUUGCUCUGCUAGGAAAUUCUUCCUCCUCCCUCUCUGAAGCAAUAAAUAACAUAAAAUUAGAAAGCCCUUAUUUAGUAGACGAGGCACUUGAUUCCAUUAAAAAAAGAAGUGAGAAAAACAGUGUUGGGCAGUGAUGUGUGAAAUGCCCCCAGAUGCAGAGCACUAGUUUCUAUAUAUUUUAAUAUCUUCCCUGCACAUAUUUUAUAGCCAGAAGAAUCUGUGAACUUGUUUCUUUUCAGUGAAAAGGAGCAGAAGAUAUUUUUUUUUUAGUCCCAUUGGUAACAGUAAUUUGCUUACAAUCCUAGCUACAUGUCUAAGUUCAUGUGUGUAGCAAGUUCUCAUCUAAAUGGGGCAUGUAUGUGUACUAGAACAUUAGGAAUGUCUCUUUUCCAGUGGUCAGUUGUAUAAAAUUAUCUUAGUCCUGGGACUGCUGCUUUUGGCAAGGUCCCUGGCUUCUUACAUUGCUGCUUUUUUUGCAAUAUAUUUGAAUUUAAAGGGAUUUAAAGAAUUUAUAAUAGAGAAAAAUCUCAACAUCUUAGGUUGCUCUAAAAUAUCCUGGUUCAUACUUAAAAUAAGGGUAGAGCAUGUGACAUCAGGCUCCGCGUCAGGAAGAGCUGAGCAGUAGCCAAGAUCUGGGAGCUCAUUGGAAGGCAUUGUAAAACAUUAAUUUGGCAUUGUGGAUGCUGAAGACAGAAAUAACACUUCAGAUAAACACCACGGAGAGAUGGUAGUUCUAAUCAAAGGCACAGCACCUCCUUUCAUGCUUGCGAACUAGGGCUCCAAUUAUGUUCACUGCUCUGAAGCUGAAUAGAGCUGCUUUGCCACACUUUCCAAAUUGAGAGGAGAGGCAGCAGCAGUGUCUUCCAAGGCAUGGUUCCAAAUAACAAUUAAGCAGAAGAAAUCAGAUAAGAGCCAAGCAUGAAAAUGUGUGGAGUUGGAAAUAAACUUUUCAUAAUGUUUUCUUGUAAUUGCAAUAUCUUUUGUUUCUGUAAUUUUUUCCUCCCUACCACGUGCUUGGCUGGACUCUUCUAUUGCUUUAUAGCAGAUUACUGCUGUUUUAGAGCUUUUUGCAUUCGUUUGACAGAAAAUGAAGAAAAGUAAGGAUCUGCAAUUAAAAAUUAAAAACCAACUCCAAGUGUUCCUUCAGUAUUUAGGUUAGAACUUGCAGACAGAUCGCUUCUCAACAAAUUAUUGACAGGGCAUUAUAGAAAAGACAGUUUUUACUUUUUGUUUUCAAUUUUAGGAGUUUCUUCAUUCUUCAGAUAUUGUCAUUGGUAUUCUAAAGUUGCAAGAGAGUAAUACUUUUGAACAGUUUGGAAGAGGAUAGUGUUUUUUAAAUGGUUUGAAAUUAAACUUUCUAUAAUGCAUGUUAUUUCAAUGUUAAUGCAACCUACGUAUUUUUUUAUGUCACUUCAACAUGAACAUUGUAUACAUUUGCUGACAGUUGUCCAAGUACUUAAAAGAAUUCACGGCAAGUUCAGAAUACCUACUGAAAUUUUUCCUUGUUUGUGUAAGUUCAGGAACUAUAGUCAGUACUCUAAUACAUGAGUGCCCUGCAGAGUUGCUCACUAAGCCCUGAUAUGAAAUACCAGAAUUAAAAACAUCUGUUGGAGGAGUUUUUACAGGGUGAUACUGGUUCAUUGCUAGCACAACACAGAUAAAACCUUGUUUAAAAAAGGGUAAAUAGUGGAUAUUUAUAACUGCCUGGCGAUAACAGCACAGUAGGUCUUUCAUUGUUCUGGUGUUUUUUGAUUUUAUGUGUGUGUGUGGUUGCAACAUAGAGCUGCUAUUACAUUUUUAUAAUUUGGCAGAGAUAUUGUGAACAAUGAACGCAUAAAUUAACAAAAUAGGAACGAAGGGAUGGCACUUCUUUCCUGUGUUUCCCAAUAGCCUUCAGAUUGCAUUUAGUUUUUUCCUUAAAAUAGUUUGAGGAACAGACAGCGUAGAACACAAUAAGUGUAUUUGUAGCAUCACUUAAUUCAGAAGGCAAUAGGGGAUGGAUCACAGUCAAACAAGGGCUAAUGAGAACACAGAGGAACAUGACAACCGAAAGUCUCUGUUGACUAGUGAACUAAAUCUGCCGGCUGGACCCAAUUGUCUGAUGGAGAAUUGAAUGUCAGGAUCACUUAGGGUUAACAAUGGCCCAUUACAAGCAAAAGCAGACAGCUAUGAAAAAUAGCCGGCAUGGUCGCCGUUCUGCAGAGUCUGUGGAUGCAAACUUGAUAAUGAGGCACUUCAUUCACUACAUCCUUCUGCUCUAAUUACUAAGGUGAAUAGGAAAUACUUCAUUUAAGGCGGGAACAGACUAAAGCAAAAACACUUGUUUGGUAAACACAAAGAGUGAUGGGGGGGGUCUAAUGAUCCUUUUCUAGCACAUAUGAAAUUAGUAUGUGUGCAGUACAGCCUAUUUAAUGGAUGUGAAUUUGGGAGGGGAUAGGAGUGUUUUUGAACAGUAAAGGAGGGCUGAAAAGAUUCGUGUACAGGCUUGUGCUGAGGUUUCUUUCCUAAGUGUUCUAUCCUAUGGCUACAUAGAAUGUUUUGGACAAACUAAUAUGUGGAUGUACACCUGCACUUGUAAAAACAUAUUGCAUCAGUUCAAGGACUUACAUUGCUUGAAGUAUAAAUACGUGCAUUAGGAGAAGAACUGUUGCAUGUAAGGAAUAGAAACAAGCAGAGGUCUGAGAGAGGGAAAUAAGCAGCUUAAGAAGAAGACUACUGUGAGACUUGCAAGAAUGUGGCAAUUAGAAAUUGGAACUUAAGAAGAAGGAACAGAAGAUAGAGGGCAGGCGUGUUAGAGCAGAGCUUGGGUGUUUUUUGGACUUCAGAAAUUAAGAUAUUUAACCACUUCAUCUUUUGAUACAUUUAAAUGUUGUGCUAUUUACAGGAGCUUGGUUGAAAUCUUGGAGCCUGUGAUGAAUAUUCUCCUGUGGCUUCUCAGAAAUCCAUGACUCAGCCAUAACUUUGAGCUGGAAUCCAGAAAGCUCCACAUAUCUGGCCUAUGCUGUUGGGGGUGGCUGGCACUUUAGUUCCCUAAUUCUGCUGCUGGCACAGAUCUUUAGAGGGCACUUUUCUAGCUGUUGUCUGCUGCCAUGUGUGCCUCUACUUCGGUUUAUUGUCCUCUGGCCUCUUUAUCCACUGUAAAGCAGAGCAGUGAUGAGAACAUCACACACGACAUUUAUCUACUAGUUGGAGCAUCGUGUGUCAUACAAAUGAACUGUUAUACAGAAAUAUGCCUCACACACAGUGUUUCUGGCAAAUGCUGUGCCUGUUACAUUCUGGCUGGCUGCUGCCUUUCCCUUCAGGGCGCUCUGUUCUCCAGUGGUUACACGUGUAUUGAGAGUCCCAGUCCUGUAAGCUGCUCAGAGUCAAUGCACCGCUGUACUCAAAGCUCCAGCAGAGCUGGCCAGGCUUCUAGGAGCCACAUCAUGGCUGUAGUUUGUACAGCAAUGUACGCUGACUUAAAAGAUUGCAAAAAUAAUUUUAGCUGGCUCUCAUAAAUGAAAAUGAUAGCUCUGCUACGGAGUUCUCACCUACAAUUUCAGCUACCUGUUUUGUGUUGUUUUUUUUUUUGUUGUUGUUGUUGUUUUUUGUGAGGAUUUUUUCAGGCCAAAUUAAUUUGCACAGUUUGGUUGUGGCAAACAAGCUGAUGAGUCCUGUAUAAUGCUCAAAUGCAAAUACUCGGAAGAAACUGCAGAUGCCACAUUUAGAAGAAAAAUGUUUCCACACCGGUAAAGCAAUAUCAGUAAAAUCUAUGCACUGAGAAGACAUCACAUUCUUUUUGCACUUAUAUCUCCUGCACAGGCAGGGAGCAUAAUAAACUAGUGUGUAGCAGCUGUAAAUUUUCUGAGGAUUUAUCUAACCACAAAUACAUCGAAAUGGGGAAAUAGGGCUAUAUUAAACUGCAAGAUGCUGCUGGAACUCAGCCACUUCUGCAACAUCCUGUAAUUAAUUUAUUAUGACAGGUCUGGCAAACUGAAACACUCAAUACACUUGCGACAGACUGUUAUGAUAUAGCUGUUUGAAAACCCUGAAGUCACAUAAAAUGCAGGUAUAACUGGAAAGGAAAAAGAAAAAAAAAAAAGCAUCAGCCCAACAUUGCCCUUAUUUCUCUGAAUCUAGAAAUCUUUCCCAGAGCCGCAUUUGCUAACAUCAGGCAGUGUCUGUGGCAGAGGCAGAGCAGCGUAUGAGCUGAAAAGGAAAUCCUUGCAGAAUAUAUUGGCUUAGAUCCUACUCUGCCGGGAGUCAGAAGGGCAGUUAAUGAUGUUCGGUGGGCAUGCUCAGAGAAGGAGCCCUUUUUUCGUACGCUGAGUCAGUGCAGGCCCCAUGAAAUUCUGAACUGGAGCUGAAACACUCAGCAAUGGUUUAAUUUUCCUUUGAUUGCUCCUUAUCUUUGGUUUUUUGCCCAUGCUAAAAACAUUCGAUUUUACUUAAUAACAGUGAAGAGAUUCCAACGAAAUUCUAUGAGCUGCGGAAUGAAUUGGUACAAAUUUCUCACAAACCAUUUUUUUAUGUCUCAUUGUUUUGUUCUGAGGGAGAUGAUUAAAGUAGGUUCUCCAUGCACUGUACGACUGUAUCAAUAGAAGAAAAUCCUUCUUCCCGCCUUCCCAAAUUUUCUUAAGAAGAAUAGGUGGUUUUGCUUCUGUGCUUUCACUUCUUGUUUUAAAGUGCACAAAUUAAGCCUUUCUGAGUCUAUCCACAUCUGCAGGUGAGAGGAGCAUGGUAAAUGCAAUUAGUGCAUCUCAUUUGGCAGUGGUUGUUUAUCACAGACUGGAAAUGUUCCUUUAGUUCCACUACAAAAGUGGUUUCUUUUGCCAUUGCGUCAUCAAACAUUUUUUUUUCUGUGUAUGUCAUGGGGAUUUUUGACACCUUUGCAAGGACACUUUGUGAAGCAAGUUAAUUUUAUGUUCUGCGUUAGUUUUAGUGCUUAACGGAAGUGUACAGUCUUGGCUAUAGGAGUGACAUCAGCCCCAGACUCAUUAAAAGAAAUGCCAUCUAAAGCCAAGCUCCAACAGCCCACAUAAGCCUAUAAUAAGCUUACAGGGGGUGGUUAAUCCCCAUUGUAGUUUGGUAUAAUGUCAUAAAGAGAAGAUGACAUCAUGAAAAGGGCAGAAGGGGCACUCAGCGCACUCUGCAUUGUGGCCCAGGACACCGGCCAGACUCCCUCCCCAUCCCUGCUAAGCAGCAGCAUGGCUGGUCCUGACUGGGCCCAAGUUGCUUCUGAGGGUGUCUAAAAGCAUCUUUUCUGUUAAUGCAGGUGGAAUGCUCCUACAACUCUGAGGUAGGGCUGCUCUGAGCUGGCAUGGGCUCAGGCUCACUGCUUUCCAGGUGUGAGCUGAGUCCUUAAACCAGCACAAGUGAGGAGGCUGGAAGCUCUGACAGGCUCCUUGCCACAUACUUGAGUGAAAUGGUGGCUGCAGCUGCUUUUUCUUUCCAUUCUAUCAGGCGAGGUUGUUGUUUUUUGUGUUUUCUGUGUUUUUUUUAAAGAUAGAAAAAGCCUUCGAUGACAGUUCUUGGAAUUCAGCAUUGCUGGAAUUUAGCUCCUUAUACUCUUUGGCAACAAAAUAGCUUAGGGUUUCAGGUCACAUUUGGAAACUUGAGCAACCAGCAUUUGCUGAGAAUCCCCGAAGGCAGUUUUUUGACAUCAGGUUCAUAUGCCAAGAGGUAUAGACUUGGCUGCCUGAAAUUCAGUCUGUGAAUAGCCUGAAUUCACAAGGUGGGAAGAAGAAAUCUGUUAAUGCCCAGGUUCUGAUUGUUGAACAAAUUGUUGAGGGGCAGAAACCCAUGUGAACACUAUCUGAAAGUACCAUUGCCUGCCUCCUGUUCUCCCCGUUACUGAGAUCCACCGCUCAACACCUCAGAUUAAUUCAGAUUAUCAUGUAGUAAAAGCCUGAUUCACCUUGGCUCACCAGGAGAGCUUUGGCUUUUAUUACUUCUUUUUCUGGAUAAUACUUAGUAUUCAUUUUUUCAUGCCAGUAAAACAGACAUGAGCCAAUAUAGGGCCAGUAACUGAUAGUCAUAUCACCACCAAUGAAGGUUCCUCCUUGGCUAUGAAAAACUGAGAGGAUUGGAGGAGAAUUUCAUAAAACUGAAAUUCCUUUCUGCCUAAGCAACAAGUGCACAUAGACUUAUUCUGCCACGAAAAGAUUAGCCUAACAUUUAGCUCCAGUUGCUUAUUCUAGGAAUAAGUUUUACAUGGAGAGGAAAGAUCAAGUGCUGUAGCACGCUGAGGUUGACACAUGGCUCAGACAAAGCCAAGAUUCAGUCUUUGUAGGCUGAGGUUGCUUCACUGAGUCAUCCUAACUUUGCCAGGUUCCCACGCUAGGAGUAGCACUGUAACAUCCAUGAAUGUGUUGGGGUAUCACUUUUUUUUUAAUUAUUAUUGUUUUCCUUUUUUGAAUGUGUGGUAAUAUGUAUUGGAAACUUAUCUCUGUAUCACUGAAGAAACCUGUUCCUAAUUUGUUUGAACUCUUGGUAUCCUUUUUUCUGGAAAACUGCCAUCUUAUUGUGGACCUGGAAUCAGGCAAGCUUAGAGCUUUUCUUGGGACUCUACAGUGCAAGACACAGCUUCCAAAUUUGAAGACAUGCGUAUCUGUACCUGAAACUUCAGCUGGGCAGUAGUUAGCCUCUCUUGCAGAGUUCCCUUGUGCCUGGAAGUUUCUUGCAUGAGAAUAUUUUGCAGGGUCAGAUUGGAUUUCACAAGUUCAGGCAGAAAGAAGCAAGGGGUUUGCUUGUGCCAUGCCAAGCCCAUACACUUGCCGUUUGAUCCUGUGCACAGCCAGCAGAGGAGCACGCGAGCAGCACGCUGUCACUUUGCUGCUUGGUGCAGAAGCACAGAUCAGGCACACUGAGGACCCAGGACUUAACGAUGCUGCUCCCACCCUCCCUCAGAACCCUUCACCACCCCCUGCUGGCCUCCUGCCUCUGCUCUAGCAUUCCAGCUAUGAAAUGGAGAAAUGGGAUGGGUGGCAGCAUGCCAGGCGCCUGGGCACCAAAGCCCACGCCUCUCUCUGGCGGACACCCUGCCAUCCAUCCCCAGUGACUCACUUCUUCGUACAGCUCAAAGAACUUAUUCACUCCUGGACAAAUGUGUGCAAAUAUUGAUAGAGCUGCCUUGUUUUGUACCGGCCUUUUUGAAGCACGGGGUUUUUGUUUAGGUUGGUUGGCUGGUGGUUUGCUUCUAUCAUUAUAACUUUCUUUGACUGGAAAGAUUUGAAUGGAACUGGUUUUUGCUGCUUCUGCCCUAACGUGCUGAAGCAUCUGCUCUGGGAGGAAAUGCACUUCACCAAAUUCAGUGUAAAGCUGUGGAAUCACAGUGCUCUCCAAACACCAAGGAAAUAAUUUCACAGAGUAUGUCGAAGUGGCUUUUUGUUUCCAUUUUGUUGGAUGUAAUUUGCAUCUGUUUUCAUGGCUUUUUUUCAUAAU
Tympanuchus pallidicinctus (lesser prairie-chicken) is the source of this 12473-nucleotide messenger RNA. RefSeq names its product Abelson helper integration site 1 (gene AHI1). Bases 301 to 4038 code for a protein of 1245 amino acids. Gene Ontology annotation, molecular function: protein binding. The record is from RefSeq and is a predicted model, not a curated record. Lineage: Eukaryota; Metazoa; Chordata; Aves; Galliformes; Phasianidae. Gene Ontology annotation, cellular component: ciliary basal body. The transcript is spliced from 25 exons. Gene Ontology annotation, biological process: motile cilium assembly.